Messenger RNA from Galleria mellonella (greater wax moth), 3031 nucleotides. RefSeq lists its product as uncharacterized. NCBI's taxonomy places the organism in Eukaryota, Metazoa, Arthropoda, Insecta, Lepidoptera, Pyralidae. The record is from RefSeq and is a predicted model, not a curated record. The transcript has 5 exons. Bases 713 to 1204 code for a protein of 163 amino acids.
CGCCACAUCGCUAGUUGAUCACAGAGCGUCGACAAAUACGUUGUCUUGUCUGUGCAUUUUGUGAUAUUGAGCUUCCAUUUUCAAACCGCGCAAAAUGUUUGCCGCGCUUCGUGUUUUCGUCGUUUCUAAUUAUUAUAAACAUACUAGGAGUGAUAUUUUUAGUUCGUAAAAAGUGAACAUUUUAUUUUAAUUCUAUUUAAAAUUAAAAAAAAAAACAAUAAAAUACCUUCUCUGAGAAUGUAAUAAGUGUGAAAUGUAUUUGUAUUUAUAUUUGUUAAUUACCUACUAUGGUUUUGUUUGACAAAACGGAACAAAAAUACACUGAUCAGUGUAUGUAAACCAAAUCGCUAUAAUUAAACGAAUGUAAAUCUGAUAAUAUGUGGACGGAUGUUUGACCGAAUGUAACCGAGCGUAAAUAAGUACGUAGUUAAUCGCGUCUAUCAAAAGCAGUUGAAUAAACACAAAUUUUCUACAAUACACUGGGUCCUAGACACAGAGUGUUGAAUACGAUUGCAUUUAAAAUUAUUUCAAAAACAAAAACAACGUAUUAUACGUCAAUAUAUUAUAUUAUUAUAGUUAUUAUGUACAUUAUGUUACGAAAAAAAAUGUUAAUCUAAAACAAGAUGCUUAACUAGAUAACUUGAAGACUGAAUGAGAGCUAGCCAAUUGAUAUUUUGCUGGAAUUGUUUGAAUCAAAUCAAAACAUACAAAAAUGCCGUUGCCGAUGCCAAAACGAUGCUGUGGUUGCUUGUCUCUGGAGGCUGGAUUCUUUAUCCUUUGCGCUAUAUCCAUUUUGGCAUGUAUGGCGAACAUAGCAGCAGGAGCAUGGAACUUGCCCAGGAACAAACUAAGGGAGCCCGAAGACAACCUCAUAUCCAUGAGCAUGGUCAUGUUCUCAACGCUAUCCACUAUCAGUAACUUGGUGGCUGGCACUGGAGUAUGUUUGAGGCGGUCGGGUUAUCUCCAGCUGUCGUUGGUGUUUAACUCGGUGUUCAUCGUUUGCUUGUUUCUGGUGGCCAUUGUGACCUGCCUCUUCAGUCCGGAACUGAAGAAGAGCGAGUUUUUGGACUCUCCCGGAAACAUUGCAUUAGUCAUUUUAUUAAUGUUCGCAGGAGCCGCUUAUUCCAUAUACUAUUUAAUGAUGGUGAACACAUUAUACAGGACUAUAAAAUUGACUGAAAGUAAUAGUGCAAUACCAAUAUGAGAACAAAUUAUGGUAAAUGGGUAAUAAAUAAUACGAUAUGCCGCUUUGCUGAUUCACAUUUAAACAGCAUUGUAAAGGAGAAUAUUGCACUGUCUCAUAUAUUAUCAUAUGGACAUAUAUAUACUUUGGUUUAGUACAAAAUAGAAAUGAAAAUUAAUUUAAUUAUUUCUAAGUUUUAGUAAAACUAUACAUGUAAAAAUGUACGUCAACAUAAGAAUAACUUUAUUAACUGAUCGAACUAUAGCCAUAUAUUUGAUAGUGAAAUAUUCACCAGUAAGGUAAUGAAGAGAAUAGAAUAGCCUAAGAAUGGACAAAAAUUUUACUAAUGGAAAUGUUCUCUACAGUCGCCGAAAUGUCCACACAUGAAAUUUUCAGCUUCUAAUCUCGUCAGAGUUGUGAAUAAUUAGAUGUAUAGAUAUGAUAUCACAUAUAAUAAGGCAUAUUGUAUGGCCUUUAUAUCCGUAAGUUUUACUCCCAUAAGUAUCGUAAGCUAAUUAACUAAUUAAUCUAUAAUAAGGACUUACACGACUAUUAUAUUUUCAAAUCUGUCAUAAGUUCUUUACGUGAGGUAAAAUUUACUUAAAUAAAACUUACAAUUAGCGUAAAGGCUGCCUAAACGUUGUACAAUCUUCAAAUUCAAAUGAUAUGAUUUAACUUAAAAUUCAAUACAAUUAAUAACGUAAUUUUUGUAUAACUGUACCACAUUUUCGACCGUCUUGAAUUAUAUUCUGUUAUGAUUUUGUUGUCUCAAGUGAAAAAUCACACGAGACAACAAAAUGUUUGACAAACUGCCUUUUUGUAAGUAAAUGUCCGCGUGAAUUAGCGAAUCCAAGAUUUAAACCAAUUAUGUUCCAUUCAAUUCCAUUCAGCUGUAUGGACAUGAUAGAGUAAAAAACAUAAAUAUCUAAAUAUUUAUACAAACUUUAUAAUUUUAAUACAUAGGAUUAUUAAGAAUAGUGUAAUGUGUGAAAGACAAUGUGUAAAAGCUUACACAUUGUCUAUCAAAAGAUUAAUGUUUUUUAUUUAGUAAUGUUAAUUACGUGUUACGUAAACGGAAUGUGCCAUACCUAUUUUUUAAUUUAUUAUUAAAUGUCAUGAAAGCAAUUAGGUAUUUACUUUAUACUAGGUCUGUGUAUAAAUUAGUUCGUAAUUAAGUAUUAACAUAUGAUAUUUUCCUUUUGUAAUUAAUAUAAUAUUUUUAAAUUUAAGUAUUUAUAAAAUGUAAUACAAAUUUUUGUAUAUUUAUAUAGUUCCGAAGUUUUUUUAAAGGAUGAUAAUAAAAUGGUAACCCUGCCUGCGCUGUUGAUAUGCGCUGACAAGGUACCAGUGAGGAGUGAUAGGUGACAAUGAUAUAGCAGAUCAGUCAAUAUCAGACGAUAAUCCAUCGUGAUAAAUUCAUUUGAAAUUGAACAUAAUGGUUUCCAGGGGUAAUCACGAAGAGGUCGAACUGAAAGGGUGUAUUCUAUUCUAUUAAUAGAGCUACUAAUCCCCAUUGAUAAACCCUUCUCCCCCUGUUCCAAGAAAGUAUAAAGAUUAUGUAUCUAUAAAAAAUGCUUACUUUACUGACCACGAACUCAAAAGUUAAGGAAAUUCGAAGUAAGCAAGUUUUACAAACAAAUAAAUUAUGCUUAGAUAAUAUAAUGGAUAGAUAUGGCUAGACCUAAUAUAUUAUUAAUAAUGUUAGAUUGUUCCACUGGUAGAUAAAUGACUGUCUACAGUAUUAGAGUUACUUAUCUAAGACUACGUCUACUUUAUUUACCACUAGUGCCACCUGUAAGAAAAUUGUUAUAUUAUUUAUAAGUGAGGCUUAUUAAAAAAUGAAGAGUG